AUGGACCACUCCAGCUUGCACGAGUUCAUCAUCUCUUCCUUUCUCAACAACCAACGUGCUCCCACUGUUAGCGAGAUCGCCACUCGCUUCGAAAGCGAUGUAGGUACGACACGGCAAGCCCUGCGAGCUCUGGCAGAUUAUCAUGGCGUUGUGCUGCACCCCAAAUCCGACGAGGUGUGGGUUGCCCACCCGUUCUCAGCAGCGCCCACAACCUGCAUCGUAUCAUCAGGCGAUCGCAAGUGGUGGGGGAACUGUGCCUGGUGCUCAUUCGGAGUGAUGCACCUCUUAGGAGGUACCUCGACCUUCACGACAAGGACCGGCGCCAUCGGCGAUGAAGUGACCAUCACGGCUCGGGAUGGACAGCUGGUGGACGCGGACGCGGACUUUGUGGUUCACUUUCCAGUCCCCAUGACCAAGGUCUGGGACAACGUCAUCUACACCUGCUCGGUCCAGCUGCUAUUCCGCAAUGAGGCCGAAGUGGACGAGUGGUGUGCUAGUAGAGGGAUCGCAAAGGGAGAUGUGCGUCCAAUCAAGCAAGUGUGGGAUUUCGCUGCUGAGUGGUAUGGCCGCCAUGCGGAUGCAGACUGGAAGAAGUGGACUGUGCGCGAUGCAAUCGAGAUUUUUGGUCGUCACAAACUGACUGGUCCAACUUGGGCAAUUGGAGAUGAGGCAGGACGCUUUUAA
Trichoderma virens Gv29-8 is the source of this 684-nucleotide messenger RNA. RefSeq lists its product as uncharacterized. Gene Ontology annotation, molecular function: alkylmercury lyase activity. NCBI's taxonomy places the organism in Eukaryota, Fungi, Ascomycota, Sordariomycetes, Hypocreales, Hypocreaceae. The record is from RefSeq and is a predicted model, not a curated record. Bases 1 to 684 code for a protein of 227 amino acids. The transcript has a single exon.